Messenger RNA from Perca flavescens (yellow perch), 1146 nucleotides. RefSeq names its product CD209 antigen-like protein E. The record is from RefSeq and is a predicted model, not a curated record. Bases 154 to 762 code for a protein of 202 amino acids. NCBI's taxonomy places the organism in Eukaryota, Metazoa, Chordata, Actinopteri, Perciformes, Percidae. The transcript has 6 exons.
UUGAUAACAAAGACUCAUGUUGUUUCCCUGUAAUGAACCUUGAUCUCUGUGUACUUUACCACUUUAGGACCAGACACUGAGAGACAUCCUCCAGCUGUCCAAAGGAAGACUUUCAGGGCUGCAGCACUCUGUCUGGCAGUGCUCUGCUUUCUGAUGAUGACUGGAAUCUUCCUCUUAUCUGUAAACUUCACUUUGCUGCAGACCAGAUACGACCAACUGAGCAAAAACAACAGUCAGUUACAGGAUGAAGUAAAGCAGCUGAUUAACAGAACUGAAGUCACUUUGCUGCAGACCAGAUACGACCAACUGAGCAACAACAACAGUCAGUUACAGGAUGAAGUAAAGAAGCUGAAGGACAGAACUAAAGAAAAGUGCUGUCCUGAUGGAUGGACGAUAUUUGGAUGCAGUUGUUACUUUAAAUCUAAAGAGGAGAAGAAUUGGUAUGAUAGCAGAGCUGACUGUCAGCAGAGAGGAGCAGAUCUGGUCAUCAUAAACAACAAAGAGGAACAGGAGUUUGUCACUGAGCUGAGUAAGGAUGGAGAGUCCUGGAUUGGUCUACGGUAUGAAUGGACACAAGGAAGAUACCAAUGGAAAUGGGAAUGGGUGGACGGAUCACCGCUGACAGAAAAGUUCUGGGCAGCAGGACUGCCUCGCGAUGAAAGUUACCAUGUUGCAAAAUGCUGCGAUCAAGAAGGAAAAUGGACACAAGGAUAUUAUAUUAAUGAUAAUAAGAACUGGAUCUGUGAGAAAAAGAUUAUCUGAACUCUUUGAUGACAGAGAGGUGUGUAGUGUUGCGAUCAGAUUUGUCAAAUCAGACCAAUAUACAUUUAACAUUUACUCAGCUGUUUAUUCUGUGUUGCUAAAUAACCUGGAUUACAGAGAUAUUGUUCCUCUGCCCUUCAUAGUGCACAAUCUGGUUAGAAGUCAUGUGUACUUACUCUGUAGUCCUACAGGAUUAUUAUAAUAAAAGCUAUAUAAAUAAUAUAAAAACAUGGAUUAGCAGGUUGCCUUUACCUUGGUUUAUGUAGUUGAUUAUAACGUUUGUAAUCAGUUAGUUAGAAUCUUUUUCUUAGAACAUUUUACACUCCACACAACAUAAAACCCUGCCCUACCUUCAUCUCCCCUCCCAAACCUGUCCCCAACCAA